AUGUGCUGCAUGACAAGAGUCCCCCUUGUUGCUCGGCAGGCUUGGAUGGUCAGGCUCUCCCCCGCGGCUGAGCGCUCUGGGGUCAGGCUCCUGGUGAAGGUCAUUGCCCCGGCUCCUGGGCUCCGGUUUGCUAUUAUUCCCUGUGAUGAAUGCUGCAGCCGUCCUGCCUGCCCCACGCCACACUGCACUAAUGACUGCGAGCUCCCAUUGAACGGUGGGGAGGGCCAAGUGGAGAGCAGCCCCACCUUAGUCACCUUGAGGAACCAUAAGGGAAAUGGUUGUUACUGUAGCUGCUGCCAAGGACUGGACCCAAACAGAAUGGAGCCGGAGAAGCCAUCCCUAAUCCCGGGAAGGCCUCAGCUCAGCCAGCAUAGGGGGAAAAGAAUAUUACUGUUUCGGGUGUAUAAGAAAGUGUCUAUGAUUAUGUUUUGGUACCAGAUCCUGAGAUCUCCACGGUUUAAAUCAAGGAGCAGAACCUGUAAGCUUCGGAAAGGCCAGCAGCGGAGCUGGGUGCAGAAGGUCGCCACGGACCAUCGGGAGAAGCGCCUGGAAGGCUGCGAGCUGGGUGCUUGUAGCUCAUUCUCUCACUCAGGACGUAACAGCCCCUCUCACCUCCCUCAGGCUUCCUUCGCAGAUAUGGACUGCAGAACCCCAGGGCCCACCGCAAAGAGAAAGAACUCAAGGAUACCCAGUGGCCCGGCCAGAGAAAACCCUGGGUCAGGCCCAGAGCCUUGUUGGGGGGAGACCCUCUCCAGCCAGCAGAACGGCAAUGUUAAUGGUUGGGACCCAUCCCACUUCACCGGACUGACCAGUGAGAUCCUCUCGCCAAAGCAACACUCCAAGGACCUUUUCAUAUCAGAAACUGAACUGGAAACCAUAACUGUGGGACAGGACGAUCAGGCAAGGGACGUUGGGGAUGACAAGCUAAAGUUGCCCCUGCCUGACCAGGCAGCAAGUGGUAACGAGGCUCCGGGGGAAGAGCCUGUAUUCACAAAGACUGUGCAGGCUGUGGGGAGCCCCCGCCACAUGGAGGCUGAGGCUCCCCGCCCCCGGAACAUCUUUAGUGCCAAGUUACUGCACCAUCCCUACCGUAAAAACCCCCUGGAGGCCCCCUCCCGGCAAACCAGACUCAAAGUGGGCCAGCAAAUAGGAAGUGGAAAGAGUGGUCAGAAAGUGUCACCUGUGAAGGAUGAAGAGCUGUCCUCCUGCAUCUGUGGAUUCCUGGAUGAGGUGAUGAAGAAAUAUGGCAGCUUGGUUCCCCUUUGUGAAAAAGACGUUCUUGGGAGGCUGAAGGAGGUGUUUAACGAAGACUUUUCCAAUAGAAAGCCAUUUAUCAAUCGGGAAAUUAUAAACUACCGGGCCAGGCAUCCCAAAUCUUCCAGUUGCAACUUCCGGGUGUUCUACAACAGGCACAUGCUGGACAUGGAUGACCUGGCGACGCUGGAUGGUCAGAACUGGCUGAAUGACCAGGUAAUCAAUAUGUAUGGUGAGCUGAUAAUGGAUGCUGUUCCGGACAAGGUUCACUUCUUCAACAGCUUUUUCCAUAGACAGCUGGUAACCAAAGGAUACGAUGGUGUAAAAAGAUGGACUAAAAAGGUGGAUUUGUUCAAAAAGAGCCUUCUCUUGAUUCCAAUUCACCUGGAGGUCCAUUGGUCUCUCGUUACUGUGACCCUCUCAAAUCGAAUUGUUUCCUUUUAUGACUCCCAAGGCACUCAUUUUAAGUUUUGUGUAGAGAAUAUAAGAAAGUAUUUGCUGACUGAAGCAAGAGAAAAAAAUCGACCUGAAUUUCUUCAGGGUUGGCAGACAGCUGUUAUGAAGUGCAUUCCACAACAGAAAAAUGACAGUGACUGUGGAGUCUUUGUGCUCCAGUACUGCAAGUGUCUGGCCUUUGAGCGGCCCUUCCAGUUCUCCCAAGAAGACAUGCCUCAUGUUCGGAGAAGGAUUUACAGGGAGCUGUGCGAGCGCCAGCUCUUGGACUGA
Molecule: messenger RNA, 1980 nt
Organism: Trichosurus vulpecula (common brushtail)
Lineage: Eukaryota; Metazoa; Chordata; Mammalia; Diprotodontia; Phalangeridae
Product: sentrin-specific protease 5-like
Exons: 3
Coding region: 1-1980 (659 amino acids)
Biological process (GO): protein desumoylation
Cellular component (GO): nucleus
Molecular function (GO): deSUMOylase activity
Source: RefSeq, a predicted model, not a curated record